AUGAAGAUCCAGCCCAUUUAUUUUGUAAUAUUCUUGGCAACAGCCUCCGCCUAUAUCGUCGAGACUCCAGGCAGCCACGAAUCGCCACUCAAGUUGGGAGACCAAAAACAGACAAACAAGGUAGUCCCCAGUCCAGAUGAUUUGAAAACUGUAGCCUCCCAAGGAAUGCUGGGAGGAACCAGCGAUCUGAUGAAACGAUUGAGUUUGGGUAGCGAUUAUGCUGUGGCUACUAGUCAUCUUGAAGAAGCCGAAGUACCUGCAGUGGCCGAAGUGGAACAAGACAGCGAGGUUGAUAUAAUGGCACUACUCGAGUCAAUCAAGCAGCUUGAAGAGGAGAUGAAAGAGAUUAUUUCCAAGGAAGAAAUGGAAUCUCUCCAAGAACAAAUCAAGCCAACAAAAACAAUGGCAGUGACCGAAGCAAUGGACGAAGCUCCCGAGGUAAAGGUUGCUGAAAUGGAAGCAAAAAUGAAUGUCAAACUGACGAUUGUUGAAGACGAAGAGGAGGAGGCAGACGUGCCAGAACUUGAGGUGGAAGCUGGAGAAGACAUCGUUCGUAUUGCAAUGGAAUGUGAUGAAGCCGAGGAGGAGAACAUUUCGCCUACUAAUUUGGAAGCAGAAGAAGUUGCUCCAACUAUGGUAGGAGGAGCAGAAGAGUCAGUCCAAAAAUCUAUCGAGGAACCACUUCCAUAUUCUUCCUACAGCAGAGAGCAGAUGGAAGUAUUUUCCGCCGUGGAUGACUUCUCGGCCAAGUUUGACGAGAAAUUGCCCCGGCGCCUAGUUUCCAAUUUCCGUUUGGACCAAGAUGGUCGUCGAGUGAAUUCCAUGCGCCCUGCCUUUGUGGCCCGAGCGGAGGACCCCAAUACACAAGCCACCGACGAGGCCCCUUCGGCCACUGGUCAUGAAAGCUUUGAUAUUGGAGAAAGUGCAAUACAACACAGCCCACCACCUACUACAUGGCGUGUUGGUGGAUAUCUUCCCGAAGAGUAUUCUUGUGAUAACUGGUUCGAUACCAAGUCGAAAGUCACUGCUGCUGUAUAUGGCAAGAAGGAAAAAACUAGAGCGCUUUCCAAUGCGUCAACGCAAGCUGCAUCUAUUACUGCAGUAUCCCAACCUGCGUCAAACUGGUUUGACAACCAAUCCAAGGUAACGGAAGCCAUUUAUGGCAACCCGAAGAAGACUGAAAAUGAUUUCAGUGAUCCUGCAUUGCAAGAGAGGAAUCGCAAUGCCGUGACUGGGAAGAUUGCUUACUUUUCCAACCGCUAUUCCUACGACAACUGGCACGAUAACCCAACAUCAAACAAUCUCUUCAUGAGGGAGGGCCAUAUCGAAUAA
Cylindrotheca closterium is the source of this 1332-nucleotide messenger RNA. The record is from the annotation of a GenBank genome assembly. Lineage: Eukaryota; Bacillariophyta; Bacillariophyceae; Bacillariales; Bacillariaceae.